UGCGUGUGUCCGCCCUCUUUGGCGUGUGUGUGUGUGUGUUUGUGUGUGUCGGGCUGCUCUCAGUCAUCAGACGGCGUGGACACGUGCGGGUGAGCGCGCGCUCUCCUCUUGCCAAAAAGUGGAUGCGUGGUACCGGUGGACAAAAAGUGGAUGGUACCGGUGGACUUGACGGUGUGCGAGCGUGCGUGUGAACACGGUGAGGGGUCAUGGAGGAGCGUGCGCGCUUCAAGAGGAGAAAACAAGCGAACCCGCGCAGGAAGAACGUGUUGAACGAUGAGGAGAGCGGCCUCAGUCGUGGCAGCAGAGGAGGAGGAGGCAGCGAGGAAGACGAGACACCGGACGCAUCUCCCCGGGUUGGCCACGCCCUUCUGCUCGAUGACGGGUCAGAGGUCAGCCGCAGCUGGAGGCUCGGUGACGGCACGGAGCAUUUUGUCAGCGGACGUCCGGCGGACGAGAGCCUCUGUCACCCGGCGACCAUCGCCGAGUACCUCGAGCGCAGCGACACUGCAAUCAUUUACCCAGAAGCCCCCGAGGAGCUGACGCCGCUGAGCACGCCUGAGGGCGCCAGUCACGACGAAGGCGAACACGAUCUGGCCGCCAGCGACUCGGCCGGGCUGCUCACGUGCCCCUUCUGCGAGCGCGGCUACAAGCGCGUGGCGCCCCUCAAGGAGCACAUCAGGUUUCGCCACCGGAAGGGGGCGGAGCUCUUUGCCUGUCGACUGUGUGCUGACACCUUCAGCGAGCGUGCGCAGCUGCAGCGUCACAUGACCGCUCACCAGCCUAUCCCGGAGAAGAUUCUCAACGAUGUCGCCGGAAACCGAAAGUUCAAGUGUAGCGAAUGUGGAAAAGCCUUUAAGUACAAGCAUCACCUGAAGGAACACCUGCGCAUCCACAGCGGUGAAAAACCUUACGAGUGCUCCAACUGCAAGAAGCGCUUCUCCCACUCGGGCUCUUACAGUUCCCACAUCAGCAGCAAGAAAUGCAUCGGACUGCUUGUUCUCAACGGGCGGGCACAAAACAAGGCUGGCUCCUCUCCAAAAUGCUCAACCUCAUCCUCCGAUAGCCCCGCCCUUGCACAUCUCCGCCACAAGCUGGAAAAUGGCCAACUACACCAGCAAAAUCGUCUUGACAAGUCAGAGGUGAUGGACAUGCAUGAGUACAGGCUUCUGAUGGCCUCUCAACAUAGGUUUGGGGGAUCUGAUGUUUAUUCAAACAGCUUUCGAGAAAACCCCAUGAGCAUCCAGUCCUCCUCACAUAGCCCCCUUCAACCUCUGGCAGGAUUAGGCAUGGACUUGCUUCUACCAGGUACCCUUGGGAGCCUGAAUGAUGUGCAGAAGGUCCUUCAGAUGGUGGACAGCACAAUGUGCAGGCAAAACAUGGACAAGAACCCAGAGCAGGUCUCCAAGCUCAGAGCCUACAUGAAGGAGAUUGGGGCCCAGAUGGAGGAGCAGAUCAUUCAGCAGGCUGAGGACCCAAGCAGCCCCAUUAAGAGCAUCAUUGACUACACCCUGGAAAUGGUUAGUGAGGCAAAGAGUGUGAUGGAUGACUCCAGGCUACAACUGGAAACCGUCAUGAAGCAGCAGACAAACCAGACCAAGGAGCUGGGCAGCAAAGAGCAAUCCUCCAACAGCCAGAACCGUCCAGUUCCAUACUCUUGCCAUUUCUGCAAGGAGACCUUCCCAGGACCCAUUCCACUGCAUCAGCACGAGCGUUACCUUUGCAAAAUGAAUGAAGAGAUCCAAGCAGUCCUGCAGCCAGCCCAGCCCAUCCUGAGCAGCCAUCAAGGGCUGGAGUCCUCAGAAUGGCUGUUGGCCAAGAAGGAGCACAGCACCAGCCCCAUCAACCCUUUCAAAGAUCACGUUUCGGUUCUGAAUGCGUAUUUGGCCACGAACACUGAGCCCAACUCAGAUGAACUUCUCAAGAUUUCACUUGCUGUAGGCCUUCCUCAAGAGUCUGUCAAGGACUGGUUCAGUCGGUGGAAGAAGCCGCCACCGCCUCCCGAGGACAACGGGUCAGACCCACAGCAUAUCUUGGGACACUCACCGAUGUCACUUCCUGUUGCAGAGUUGACAAACACUGAUGUAUUCCCCAGACAGUUUACAGCCGGCAGGACAGGGGAUAGGACACCGGAUGCUCUGGACCACAACAGUCCUUUGCCCCUCAACCUGUCCUCUACUCCCUCCAAACAUUCCCAGAGUAGCUCGUACACGCCAAACAGCUUUGUCUUGGACGAAGUUCAUGGCGACACCCCACUGGAUCUCUCUGUGCCAAAGCACCUGACACAUGCCUUGAUCAAGCAAACCAGACCCAACCAGUUCAGCAUGGAACCUGAAAGUGAGCCAGAUGUCCCAGGCAAGAUAUUGGGACCCGAUGCCAAGAAAGAGGUCCUGGGCUCUGAUCUCCAUCAGAUUGAAAAAAGUGCAAGUCCGAUCUUUGGGAUAAAUGCCUUUACCGCAGGUCCAGUCUACACCUCCCUGCCGGCGCACGGAGCUUUCCCUCCCCCAACGUUCAUGUCUCCCACCCAGGCCACCUACCCGGUCCUCGACUCCAUGAGCUUCCUGCCCCAGAUGGCGUACACCUAUGCUAGCAGGGUGGCCACAUUUGCUGACACGCAGCAGACGAGUAAAAAACCACAGAAAACAAGCUUCCAGGGGGUGCUGCUGGACGGGGCAGUGGACUGUCUUUCAGGUCUGGACCAGCUGACAGAUAGCGAGUUGAAGAUGAAGAAGACAGACAGCGGUAUGUACGCGUGCGACUUGUGCGACAAAACAUUCCAGAAGACCAGUUCCCUCCUAAGACACAAAUACGAGCACACAGGCAAACGUCCUCACCAGUGUCAGAUCUGCAAGAAGGCCUUCAAACACAAACAUCAUCUGAUUGAGCACUCGCGUCUGCACUCGGGGGAAAAACCCUACCAGUGCGACAAGUGUGGCAAGCGCUUCUCACACUCAGGCUCAUACUCGCAGCACAUGAACCACCGCUACUCCUACUGCAAGAGGGAGGCCGAGGAGCGCCAGGCCGCCCAGAAAGAAGCAGGGGACCCGGGCUCGGAGGUUCUGAUGAGGAGGUCCUUCCUGGAGGGCCCGAUGCCUCUUGGAUACUCAGAACCGGAGGACCUGCAGGAGGUUGGCGCCACUAUGCUGAGGGGCAGUGUGGAGGGAAGGUCAGGGCCAGAUGGACACGACGGUUCUUUUGGGGAGGAGGAGGAGGUCCAGAUGGAUUCUGCAAGCGACUCCAAUGAGGACAAAGUCCAGCGUUCCCUUGAGGGGUACACUGGCGAGAUUUUGGACCAGGAAGACUGAGUUUAAACAUUUUCCCACCAGUUGGACUUGACACCUCAACACUCGCUGUGUUCUGAAGGAUGGCGAAUUCCAGCCAGACAUCCAGUCCAGUUGACAUGAGAGCUGCAGAACCUUCCUUUUAUGUCUGCGACCUGCUAAACUCUCUCCGAGCACUUCCUGCUUUUCAGUGGUUGCCAAGCGACUCGUUCACAUCCAAGCUAAGAUAAGCUAGGCUUGGCUCAGGACAUCGAUGCUGUGUCUUGGCCUUCCGUCCACAUGCAAACGUUGCUUUUUGUCCUUAAAGGCGGAGCGCUUGGAAAAACUUUGUGGCCGUUGAAGGACACAAGCGUCACGACGUCCCGCCCAAGUCAGCCGAUGUAUCUUUUCCAGGCUUCUAAUUGGCCAAAAUGUGCGUGCCGGCUGAUGAAUGUGUUUGAAAAUGUUUUGUGUGUGCUUUUGAAAAACGCGUGUUACCCGAAAAGCCAUGUGGUGCUACAACGUUGUCUACUUCCUGUUGUUGCGUCACUCCCAAAACAUCACAAAGACAAAAAAAAAAGAAAACCUCCAUCCGGUCAGUGUUCUUGUUUGACUUUUUUAAAGGUUUUAAUUUGUGCAAAGUAACAAUGCGAUGAUAAAAAGCAAUAAACUGCAAGGAAAUAGUUGAUAUGAGUCAGCUGGGAUAGGCUCCAGCUCACCCCAAUGAGGACGAGAUGGAUGCUAGGAAGUUGUCACUCAUGUGACAUCACUUGAGAUAAUGUGCAUUUCUUCUUCCAUGAUGCCAUUUUUCUCUCCUUUGUCAUUUUCUCACGCUAUUUAUUUUGCUUUGUAGUGACUUUACGACAGUUAGCUUAGCAGCUUUGAAAAGUAAGCUUUUCUUGAUCUUUCUCAAGCUGCUGCGCCUCCCCUGAAGUUUUCUGGCUGACUUUGCCAAGUGCUGGUGUGCACGAUUGGAACGUUCAAUGAGGAGUGGAAAAUUGUUGACUUUUGCUGAGAAGCUUCUUGUAAAAAGUACAGAGAGGAAGAAGUAUUCGUACGUUUUUCAAGUAACAAAAUAAAGGUGUGCUGUUCUUUGCUUUUCUUGCACUUUUACUGUGUUGUAAAAUAACCAAACACUUCCUCGCGCCACUUUUUAUCUGUCUACUUUUAUCGAUGGCUUUUACUCGAGUGUGUUUUCGAAGUAAAGCGGAUACUUUUACUGCAGUACGUGCGCAACGAGCAUCGGCGCUACUCACUACUUUCGCUUUCGUUUGGCCAGCCAAUGAAUGUAAGUACUACGGCUUACAGUUAGAAGUACCAUGAUGCCGUGCACCAAUCACGGCUCAGAAGAAGAACGUGCAUGAUGGGUUGGUUGUGUGAGGCGGCAAUACGAACAGGAAGUUACUUUUUUAUUCAAGUUGUUUAAGUAUGAGUCAACUAGUUGGCACACACCAAACUUGUCUUCCAAACAGUGCUAGCAGUUCAUUUAGAGGAAAAGUGCACUUUUUCGCCUAUCAUCCACAGUCCUUCUGUGAGACAUGACCAUGCACAUGUCUUUCCCUUUUCUGUGCGUUCGAAAGCUAUAAAAACAGCUAGCUUGCAGGAGCGAACAAUGCACAUAACGGGACACACCUAUUUCAACUAUAAAGCCUUAAAAAAUAUGGCAACAAUGUUGUAUUUCCAUAAGUGAGCUGUAUAGACAGCAACCGACAGUGACAUUGUUAUUGUAGUCGCCAACGGCAAGAACUAUUUUUCUGGCAUAGCGACGCAGCGCCUCACGGCACUACCCGGCCGACUCGGAAACAAUGCGAUAGGACACCAGUGUGUACUGACUAGGAAACAAGAACAGGCGUAUGAACAACUAGGAAUAGACAACCAAAUGACGUGUAAUGAUAGAUCGGUAUCAGCCGAUUUCCGUGAAAAAUCAAGAGAUUGACAAAUGCCGAUAAUGUCUUUCCUAGCCGAUACCCGUGGCUAGCACUAUUGCAGCCCGCAGCGAUCCUUUUGUGCAGUGUAGUGUCUUGACCUCCCACAAAACAAUAACAAUCAUGUGUGCCGUGUGGAACUUAACUAACAACACGUGCCACGGAAACUACCUUGCGGGGGUAAGACGUUAAAAAACUUCAAUACAGCAUUUGAAGAACAAACAUUUCAUAGCAUGGUGAGUUUUGCAGGCGCAUAUUGUGAUCAUCGUUCACACGCCAGCUAACGGAGCCAUUUGGCUAGCACUCUCCCUAAUGUGCGUGACAGUCAGAAGGCUAAGCUAAUAACCUGAAAAAUAAUUGCAUUCGUUGGACGAGAUGAGCAGCCUUUCUCAGCCGUGGAAGACAGAGUCUCUGGUCACUUACCUGGAAGUUCCAGCAAUGUACUCUCACAUCCACAGUCUCCUUAAAGAAGGCGUGUCAUCCUCUGGAAGUUUCACCAUACUGACAUAUGGUCUCUUCGAAAAGUAAGUUGAAUGUUUUUGUCAAAAUGACGGUGAUUUUAUGCUUCCGUUUUUCAUAUCAUAUAGCGAGUAGCGGGGGUGCAGCCAGGAUGCUGGGUCCCAUGAAAAAAAUCACCCCUUUAUUAAUGAAUUACUAAUUUUACUAGUAAUUGCCUAUUUUUUGGGUCCCUUGGCAGUCAAGGGACCUUGGAGUUGUCCUGACAUUUCCCUUUUAUACGACACCACUGGCCAAUAGCACUCACAAUAAGUCAAUUGAACAAUGUAUAAUUAAUCCAUGUAUUCAGUAUUGUUAUCGGCCGAUUUCAGCCCUGGAUGAUCGGUAUCGGGAUCGGCAGCAUAAAACCCUGAUCGGAGCACCCUAAUGUUGAACGUAUUAGCCCACAUUCUAUGUUCUGUUUGCACACAGCUGUGUUGUGAUGUCAUGUGCUAUGUGCUCCGUGUAUCACCAUCAGUAUCAUGGUGACGGACUCCAGCUGGUCCAGCUGGUCUGGGGCGUCUUUUCCGCUCGAUUUUGGGUACGUGGAAAAAAGUUUCUAUCACUGCAGGGUUUGUUAGCGCUAACAAUUCUUCCUUGGUUGUGAUGCAGUCCCUUGAAGCAGUGUCCUCCUUGCCAAACACACCAAGCCUUUCCGUCAAUGGUAACACUGCAUCCCACUCAGUGCAGCAGAAACACUCGGUUUCUGUCGGCAUGGCUCGGCAGGCUCCACAUUUACACCACCAAGUCAUGCCGGUCCUGACUCUCUCACCCCCAUCUGCUCCGACGCUUCUUGCGGGCUCAGCUUCUAAAAUUUGUAGCUCAUCCUCCGUAUAUUCAGGCUCAAAAAGACAAGGCUCUGGAUUCUCAUUUGUCCAAAAGUAGUCGACGGCAGUAAGUCUGCCAUGAUUAGUAGUAGCCAACAGAUACACGCUUUCUAUGCUGCUGUUGUUGGUGGAAGUAGCGUUAGUUCCUAUCAAUACGCCCAGGAAAGAAGUUCUGGUAAUGUUUAAAAUAGUCAAAACAAGGCAAAAUACUGUAAGUAUGACAUGUUAUCAUGAAUGUACCUGCUACUGCAUGCUCACAGCACGGAUAUAAAACCAUAAAACCUUGUUGGAGCUUUUUUAGAGUGUGUCCCAUGAUGUGAAUUGUUCUAAAAACAGUCAUGCUAACUGUUUUUAAAUCUUUAGAACGCACAGAAACGAAAGUGCACUUUUCCUUCAAGAGAAGUGAAAGUACUUGAUUUGACAUUUCUUAUGUACUGCAGAAGAUAUAUUUGACAUGCGUGACUUAAGGCUACAUAAAUAAGUCAACACUUCACAACACGUCUUUUACUUUUUACUUGCACUUCUACUUCCCAUCCUUGGGUUUUGCUGAUCAUGGAGAACAGGCCGCAGCUACUUUAAGAUGUUUACUUCAAGGCGCUGUCCCUCUUUGGCUAGCACAUGGUACCAAACGUGGCCACAAAGAAACGAGUGUGCAAAUAAACGUUUGUCACAAUUCAAAGUUCAACUUUGUAAAACCCAAAUACGAUGAUUGGCGUCGGUGGCUCCCUGGUGGUGACGUACAUGUCCGCAGCGCGUACACGUACACAAAAGCCGUCUCACAGAAGCCACCCACCCGCAGGUCGGAGUCAUUGUGUGCUUAUGACGGGGUCAUACACUGAAUCACGGCUAAUGUGAGUAGCUAAACUUUGCCCAAUCACGUCAAACGUAACCGGCGUGUGCAUGUGUUAUGUGGGGCGUGGCUUGCAUAUUUGAAAGUCCCCCUACACAGAUGAACUCGGUGUGUAUAUUUCUACUAGUACUAACACUCACACCAGGUGUUCAUGAUAUCGUUUUAUCUUGGCUGUGCUCUCUAACCCACUCUUCAUCAUACAAUGUCAAGUCACAUUGCUUUGUUUAUUUGCUUAUUCUUGUUUGUUUAUGUCAAUGUGAUAUGGACUAAAGUCAGUAAUCCUGUAUACUCAUAUUUAUUGGAUCUUGCUCAUCGAUCUCCUACAUUAUUUUUAUGAUAUCAACUCAUGUCUUUUCAUCUAUUCAUUUAUGUAUAUCGCUGAACAAGCUAUCAAACAUUUUCUUCCAGCUUAUAAAAGUGGUAAAGUGGAACAUGAUGUACUGCUGUGUCCCAAAUAAACCCUCCCGUUACCAUACUUGCCGUAUUAUACAAUACUUGCAUUUUAUUGACAAACCCAGGCAGACAUAAACACCAAAUACAGCGAUGGUCAUGGCUUCGUUUUAUUUGAACAUGCAUACAAGUUACAAUGGUAUACAUCACGUAGUACAAUUCACAGUUCCAAAGUCCAAAAGGAGUAGGAAGAAGCCGAGCUUAUUUAAUUCUACCCCCCGCAUCCGUUUCACAUCUGUUUUUCAUCUAUCAUGAUCCCCCAAAAUGUAUUUUCGUUCACCCUUUCAAUGUCUACUUCGUCUAUUUGUAUUUGGUCGUACGUGUCCUUCCUGCUAUUACCAAUAGCAUUAUUUUAGAUUUACUUGGGUUCGAGGAUAAUCUGUUUUUAUCAAACCGUCUUUUUAAUAUGGCCAAUUCAUCUGUGACUUUAUUAAUUAGCUCUUGUGUGCUUUCCCCAGGUCAAAAGGCAGUAGUAUCAUCCGCAAAUAACACCAACUUUAAGUCUUUUAUCACUUUGCAGAUGUGACUGAUAUUCAAGUUGAACAGUUUGGUCCCAGUGUUGACCCCUGGGGUACUCCACACAUCAUAUUUAAACAUGCAGAUGUGUGUUCUCCUAGCUUCACAUAUUGCUUCCUGUUAGCUAGCUAGCUAUUGACCCAAUUCAA
Messenger RNA from Dunckerocampus dactyliophorus (ringed pipefish), 8469 nucleotides. RefSeq names its product zinc finger E-box-binding homeobox 2-like. Bases 207 to 3302 code for a protein of 1031 amino acids. The record is from RefSeq and is a predicted model, not a curated record. NCBI's taxonomy places the organism in Eukaryota, Metazoa, Chordata, Actinopteri, Syngnathiformes, Syngnathidae. Gene Ontology annotation, molecular function: DNA-binding transcription factor activity, RNA polymerase II-specific; RNA polymerase II cis-regulatory region sequence-specific DNA binding. The transcript is spliced from 8 exons. Gene Ontology annotation, biological process: anatomical structure development; regulation of transcription by RNA polymerase II.